Molecule: messenger RNA, 2112 nt
Organism: Tremella mesenterica DSM 1558
Lineage: Eukaryota; Fungi; Basidiomycota; Tremellomycetes; Tremellales; Tremellaceae
Exons: 6
Biological process (GO): microtubule nucleation; cytoplasmic microtubule organization; meiotic cell cycle
Cellular component (GO): gamma-tubulin complex; equatorial microtubule organizing center; centrosome
Molecular function (GO): microtubule minus-end binding; gamma-tubulin binding
Source: RefSeq, a predicted model, not a curated record
AUGAAUCAAUUAGCUCAAGAGCUCAUCACUACCAUCUCCUCAGCUUCCUCAGGAUCGUCAGGAUCAAUAUCAGACCGUACAGCCGAACGUAUCGUGAGACGGUCGAUGAAUGGAGGAGCCAAGAAAGCAUGGUAUGAAAUCCAUGAUUCUCUCAAUAGUCUUAUUCGGACUACUCAAAUUCGGGUGGAGCUGGACUUAUCGGACGCACUGAUUAAAUCUCUGUCAGUAUUGGAUUCUCAUCGUAAGAGAGAGAUGGGUUUCGGAGAUGAUUUACCUAUCAAAAUGUCAAACCUUCCUCAACAUAUCCAAUUCUUACUCAAUCUCGCAUCCCUACCAACAAAACAAACACAUGAAUUCGCUCAUUCUUAUUUACACCGUACAAAUGACACUGGACCGUCACCUGAUGAAAUGCUUUAUCAGGAGAUCAUGUCGGAACCCUUUGACGAUCCGUAUGGCGGAGUGGAGGAAGAAGAGAUACCUGGAUGGACGGAUAGCGAGAGUGAAACAGAAGAGGAAUUUGAAGAAUCUGGAGAAGAGGAGAUUAUUCUCACUCCUCAAAGUACAAUACAAAGUGGGAAGCUUGUAUGUCAGGAGAGGCAAGAAGAGUCAGAGAAGAGGAUGAGAGAAGCCAAACGGAGAUUAGAGGAACUCAAGGUGAGUGCGUAUUGGGAGAGAGGGGGGAAAGAAAUUAAGUUGUUGGAAGAUGGGAUAUAUGGAUGGAGAGAUUUGACAACUCUAUCCCUCACCGCAACGGUUGAAGACGGAAUAACGAAAGCUGUAACUUGUCGUCAGUUUCAGAGAGAACUACUCUACGGUUUAUCUGGUAGACCUGGAAUCUUCUACACGUUCUCUGAUGACGGACAUUGCAAUAUCUCGGAUGACCAUCCUCAAGUCACUACAUUCUCAUCUGUUGGACUAAGAAGUAUAUUGAAAUCUUUCCAGAGUCGAUUCACCGAUCUAGCCACUAUUCGAGCGUUUGUCAAAACCACUCCACUACCUCCUUCAUCAUCCGUAUCGACCUCACAUAAGACUCAUAAACACAUUUCUGCCAAUUCCACUAAGACAAUACAAGCUUUUACCGAUUCAUGUCGACGUAUCGUACAAGGUAUCGAUCUCUGGAUUGCGGAACAAGAACGUUUAUUCAUUCUAGGAUGUUCUACACCACUCUCGACCUCACCUCUUCAGCUCAAAUUCCAAUUCGAAUCUGAUUUCAGUGGAAUUGUCGAUUAUCUACUCUUAUUCCUUCCUUAUAUUCAUUCACCAAUUUUACUCCUCAAUACCAUACAUUCAGUCAUAGAAACCAUUCGUAUCCUCCCUCAUCCGAAAGGACUCUCAGAGUUGAGUUCUACCUUCGUAGAGACCGCUAAACCGAUGUGGGAAAUGUUAGGUGAUUGGCUUCGACAAGGAAUGCCCGUAUCUCUUUCUCUUCUUCCUUCAUCAGAAGAAGACUUAUCGACAGAUCUUGAGACUCGUGAGUUAGACCCGGAAUUCUUCAUCAAAAGAGAUAGAGAUGUUUCCUGGAUUGAUGAAGAUUUCUGGGAAAGUGGAUAUAUCAUUUCUGAAUGGCCUACAUGGCUAUCACAUGAAAAUACACAAGAAAUGAUAUUGGAAGCAGGUAAAGCUCGAGGGUUGUUGAAGUGUUUACAGACGGAUGUGGCAGAAUGGAAUGUCUGGAAACCUCUUUCUGAAGUGUUGGGAAUAAGUGAAAUCGGGAAAUCGGGAAUGAGAUCUAGUGUGGAGGAGAUAUUGGAGCAGGAAUUGAAGACGGAUUGUUUGAUUGCGACUUUUCAGUUGCGUAGAGUUUUAGAUGAGGAAUGUGGGUUGAAAGAGCACUUGGAAGCGAUAGAGGGUGUGGUGUUUAUGAGAGCUAUUGGGGUAAUGCAAGAAUGGAGUGAAUGGUUAUUUGAUCAAAUUCACUCAAAAAAGAAAUGGUCAGAUUCUCAAACCCUCACUUCUACUUUAAGAGAAACUUUGAAGCAUUCUUCCGGUGGAGGGAAUUGGCUCAAUCCUGCUGCUAUUCGAAUACAUCUCUCUGGUCGACUUGAAGGUGUCGUAGCUCCUAGUGUUUUGUCAGGUUUGAGGAUCACUUAUGAGGUGAGUUCAAGUUUGUCC